This is a messenger RNA of Achroia grisella, 4657 nucleotides long. It is a transcript of the gene Frl, whose product is annotated as formin-like protein. The transcript is spliced from 17 exons. Gene Ontology annotation, molecular function: small GTPase binding; actin filament binding. The record is from RefSeq and is a predicted model, not a curated record. Bases 200 to 3478 code for a protein of 1092 amino acids. Lineage: Eukaryota; Metazoa; Arthropoda; Insecta; Lepidoptera; Pyralidae. Gene Ontology annotation, biological process: regulation of cell shape; cortical actin cytoskeleton organization; cell migration. Gene Ontology annotation, cellular component: cytosol.
UAUUGUUAUUCUGUCGUUCGUCCGGACGAUUGCUUGCUGUCGGACUCGUUUUUCUUUCAUCGCUUCACUGUGGCCUCUCUAGAAUGUGAUUGCAAAUCUGUUGAUUUAUUAAUUGCAGUGGUAUAAUAGUGCUGUUGUCUGUGAUAAAAUGACGACUUGGUGAAAUAUGUGUUAGUAGUGAUUUUUAAGUUUUUGUAAAAUGGGUUUGAUAACGUCAAGGGAUCAGACAAUGCUGGACGGACCGGUCGCGUCGUCGAAGAGUCACCAUGUCCGCCAGCCGUCCACUAGGAACCGGACGAAGCCCCCGAUGCCGGAUCGGGACGAAUUGGAAAGCCGGUUCAUCAAAGUUCUGGCGUCAAUGGAUCUUCCACCGGAUAAGGCGAAGCUGCUACGAAACUAUGAUCUGGAGAAGAAAUGGGAGAUCAUCUGUGAUCAGGACAUGGUGCAAGCGAAGGACUCCCCAGGACACUACCUCAAUAAACUUAGAACGUAUCUGGACCCUAAAGCAUCUAGGAGUCAUCGGAAAAGAAAAAUGGUGGGCGAUUCAACUUCGACCCAAGUCCUCAGGGAUUUGGAGAUAUCAUUACGAACUAAUCACAUAGAAUGGGUCCGUGAAUUCCUCAACGAACAGAACCAAGGGCUGGACGUGCUGAUCGACUACCUGAGCUUCAGGUUGAGUAUGAUGCGGCACGAGCAGAGGAUCGCGUUGAUAAGGAGUCAGUCCAGUGAUGGUAUCAACCAAGCGAACACGACGACGUCGGAGUGCAGCGCGGGAGGUGGUGCGGAGGGCGCGGCGUCGCUGCCGGCGGCGUGGCGGCGCCGCGCGCGCUCCUCGGACGCGGAGAGCGAGCCCGCCAGCCCGGCCGCGGCGCGGCGCCGCACCCGGCACGCGGCCCGCCUCAACAUGGGCGCCUCCACCGACGACAUACACGUCUGCAUCAUGUGCAUGCGCGCCAUUAUGAACAACAAGUACGGCUUCAACAUGGUGAUCCAACAUAGAGAAGCUAUCAACAGUAUAGCCCUCUCGCUCGUACACCACUCGCUGCGGACGAAGGCGCUGGUAUUGGAACUGCUCGCGGCAAUAUGCUUGGUGAAAGGUGGACACCAGAUCAUACUGUCGGCGUUCGACAACUUCAAGGAAGUGAUUGGAGAGCCUAGAAGGUUCCACACACUGAUGGAGUACUUCAUGAAUUAUGACACGUUUCACAUAGAAUUUAUGGUGGCGUGUAUGCAAUUCGUGAACAUAAUAGUGCAUUCAGUGGAGGAUAUGAACUUCAGGGUGCAUCUGCAGUACGAGUUUACAACGCUGAAGCUCGACGAUUACUUAGAAAGACUGCGGCUGUGCGAGAGUGAAGACCUGCAGGUGCAAAUCUCAGCAUACCUGGACAAUGUGUUCGAUGUAGCGGCUCUGAUGGAAGACAGCGAGACCAAGACUGCAGCGUUGGAGAAAGUCAACGAACUAGAAGAUGAGUUGGGCCAUGCGCACGAGCGACUGACGGCGUUAGAGCGUGAGGCGAUUGCGAAGCUGGCCACGCUCGAGUCGGAGCUGGCGCACGCGCGGCUGGAGCGGGAUCAGCUAGCGGAGGCGCGGCGACAGGUCGUCGAAGAGGUGUCAACAUUGCGUCGCGCGCAACAGGAUUCCAGGAAUCGACAAUCAAUGUUGGAGUCCAAGGUGCAGGAGUUGGAAUCUCUCACAAAAUCAUUGCCCAGAGGGGCUUCCAUGGGUGCUAUAUCGGUUCACGCACUGUGCAACGGAACAACCAACGGGCCCGCGCACGUGCACACCAACGGACACGCGACACUGCCCAACGGCGGCGCGGCCCCGUCCCCCGCCCCCGCGCCGCCGCCCCCGCCGCCGCCCGCGCCCCCCGCCGCCGCCGCCGCCGCGCCCGCGCCGCCCCCCGCGCCCGCGCCGCCGCCGCCGCCGCCGCCCUCGCUGUCCGCGCCCCCGCCGCCCGCGCCCCCCGCGCCCGGCCUCAUGCCGCCGCCGCACCAGCACGACGCCAUGACCAUCAAGCGGAAGGUCGACACCAAGUACAAGCUGCCCACGCUCAACUGGAUCGCGCUCAAACCCAACCAAGUGCGAGGCACGAUCUUCAACGAGCUGGACGAGGAGCGUCCCCGGCGGCGUAUCAACUUCGCAGAGUUCGAGCAGAAGUUCCGCAUCGGAGGUGUGGGCGGUGCGGGGGGCGCGGGGGGAGCGGCCGCAGCCGGAAAUUGUGACGACACGCUCGCGUCCUUCCCUAGCAAGCGCUUCCGCAAGCCUGACACCGUCUCUCUGCUUGAGCAUACGCGUCUUAGGAAUAUAGCAAUAUCAAGAAGAAAAUUAGACACACCAGUGGAGAAGGUCAUCGCAGCAAUCAACAACUUGGAUCUGAAACAGUUACCACUAGAAAGCGUCGAGAUCCUUCAACGCAUGGUACCAACGGAGGCCGAGCAAAAAGCAUACAAAGAAUAUGUGGCAGAGAAAAAGAACAUCAACCAAUUAACGGAAGAAGAUAAAUUCCUCAUGCAAUUAGCCAAAGUUGAAAGGAUAUCAGCCAAGUUAUCGAUAAUGAACUAUAUGGGCAACUUCUUCGACAAUAUCCACUUAAUCACUCCUCAAGUACACGCGAUAAUCUCCGGUUCCUCAUCAGUCAAAUCCUCGCAGAAGUUGAGGAAUGUUCUAGAAAUCAUUCUCGCAUUCGGCAACUACCUGAAUAGCAGUAAACGGGGUCCCGCGUACGGAUUCAAACUCCAGUCUCUGGAUACGUUAAUGGAUACGAAAUCGACGGAUAAAAGGAUAUCAUUGCUGCAUUAUAUCGUGGCCACGAUUAGACAAAACUUCCCCGAGCUGAUGAACUUUGAUACGGAGCUGUUGUACAUAGACAAAGCGGCGCAAGUGUCCCUGGAAAACGUGGUGGCCGACGUGAGCGAGCUGGAGCGCGGCAUGGAGGCCUGCAGACGAGAGAGCGAGCAGCGACUCGCGCACCAGGCGCACGCCCACCUGCUGCGGGACUUCGUGAACAACGCCGCCGACAAGCUGCGCCGCACACGGCAGGAGACCAAGCACGCGCAGGACUCGUUCGCAGCCUGCGUAGAAUACUUCGGCGAGGCGCCGCGAGGAUGUGACGCCAACGCUUUCUUCUCGCUGCUCGUACGGUUUACGAGGGCGUUUAAGCAAGCAGACGCAGAGAACGAGCAACGCCGGCGGCUCGAGCAGGCGGCACAACAAGCCGACGCUAUAGACCCCGAUAAGGCCAAGCUCAUGCAGAAGAAACAACAGGAUGCUGUAAUCAACGAACUAAAAACGAAAUCACAGGCCGUCGGCGAGAAGAAGCUUCUCCACCAAGACGAGGUUUACAACGGGGCGCUCGAGGACAUUCUCCACGGGUUGCGAUCCGAGCCGUACCGGCGCGCUGACGCCGUCCGGCGGUCGCACCGGCGCCGGAUCAACUCCCACCGGCUGUCCAAAGGGCUCGAGGAGCUCGAUGUAUGAUACGAACUGGAAUCCAGUCACGCACUGGACCACUCGACCGUACAGAACGCCGUCAACUCGAUAAACGCGAGGUGUGCCACCGAUAUUGAUAAGAAAAAACGACGGAAAGACUUAGAAAUGGUGCACAAAAAACAGCCCAUAGCUGUAUACAAUAUAGAUGAGAAGGUUCUAGAUUAUUCUAUGGACACGCAUCAGGGGAGUAAUGUGAGACACAAGUCGUCGUACAGAGUGGCGCCGGCAGAAUGCGAUGUGGAGGAGCGCUGCGAACUGAUCAAGUCCACAUACGAUGUGAUUACGAAGUAUACGCGCGCCAUGUUUGAUAGUAAGAACGAAACCGUCGUGUGAGCGAUGUGCCUACAUUUCUUGUUUUGGACGUAUAUUGCACUUGUUUUUGGAUGUUAAAAUACCUUUAUUUAUUAAUAAACUGCCCGAUUUCUGGGUUAUGUAUAUCUAUAUAUAAUAUGAAGCUAAUAUCCUUAUGGAAUAAAGUACAUUAAAUGGUAAAGGAAUUAUUCGUAUAGGUGCAAGAACAACCACUGAUUUAAGAUACACAAACUAAUAAACCGCUCUGUCAAUAUCGCUAUCACUAAAUUAUUAAAAAAAUUAAGGUUGUUACAAGGUUGCUACUGGGUGCUGUGUAAAUUAUUAACUUCUUGCCAUUAUAACAUGAGCUUUAUUCAAAGGCAAUAGAGUGCAAUAUACGCAAUAACAACUUUCGAUAUGCCUACAAAAUCAUUCCACGCAACGUGCAUCAGUAUUUUGCUACUAACAAUUUACAAAUAUUUUUAUUUCUAUACAAAAAGCUUAGCUUUUAAUGUCUUUCGUGGCCCAUAGCUGAUCAGUUUUAGUUCGGUCUCUCUCUUACAUUGGACGGUAGAAAGAGAUAGAGCGAGCUAUAGGCGUUUCAGUAGCGCUAGAUACGGCCUUUGACAACGCCCAGUUUUCUACACACUUUUUCAAAAUACCAUUGUAAUUUUUUACGUGUAAUUAUAUAGAUAUAAAAUUAAACAGUGUCCUUAAUAUUAAUAUAAUGAAUAUUAUACACAAUAAUUAUAUGAACCAAAAUAUAAUGGGGUUUUCAUGUAAACAUUUUAUUAUAUAAAUUAUAUGCAUUUAUACAUUUUUAGCGUUUUAUAUUUACCAAUAUUUGUGAUAGUUCAAAAUGGUUCUCUCUAUAUU